UUUUCUCAAGAGUCCAAUUCGCCAUCGAAUGGUCCGUACAGCGCGUGCUUUGCUCCACUGCGCUUCCGGCGGCCCUCCCCAUUGUCAACACGCUGGGUCUUCAUUUCCCACUGCGUCCCUGUUGUCCCAGCGUUCACACGCUGCUGCACGAGCCACCCUGCUUUUUGGCGGCCUCCUCCUUCUUCGCUGCUGCACCCGUGAAGCUUCUUGCCCUGGCCAUGGCCCGACGGACAAUGAUGACCACGUCGUGCACCCCGGCAAACUUCCUGCCGUGUCUGCCGCUGUAGUCUCCCUUUUACACUGCGUUUUCAGAUGUGUCAGUUCCACACCACUGCAGCGCUUGUGAAGCUCUCGUUCUCCUCUCCCUCUUUCUUAAUUCCUUUCCGGCGUGCGGAGGGAGCAGGGGCCGCGGCCGCGCGCAGUGCUCGACCACCCGCUCGCCCUCUGCCGGCGCGCGCCGCUCAACUGCUGCGGGGCACAAGAUCCGGCCACCGCGGGCAGAGCGGCGCCGCCAGGCACCGCGGCUGCUGCAGCUCGGCUGGGCGCCGCCCGAGCCGCGUCGUUCCUCGCCCUGGAUCCAGCGGCCGUGCGCAAGGGAGAGGAGGGGGGAGGGCUGGCGGCGCUCGGGUCCGAUGAGGGUGGCGCGAAUCUGCGGCGCGGCUAGCAGGCGGAGAGCACCUGUCUCCGCGAGAUCCGGCGGCCCGGCGGCAUCCGGCCUGCUCCUUGCCCCUGGAUCCGGCGACCCCUCUCCUCCCUUGCCGACCCUCUGUUCUCCUCCCUCGCCGGCGAUCGAGGCCGCGCAACCGCGCCGCGACCGACGCCGGGCCAGGCAGCCGUGCUGCCACCGAGGCUGCGCAGCCGCGCCGCGAGGCGGAGGCACGGCGCCCGGCGGCCCUGGCGAGACGGCGUUGGUCCAUGGCGCUCGCAGCCGCAUCCCUGCGGACCUCCGACCUCGUCGAGCAAGUCCAUGGCGGCGGCCGGAUGCCGGCGGCCCUCCUCCCUCACCGCGCUGUCAUCCCCGCGCAAGUCUUCGGUUGCUCUGUUUUCUGUAUGCAUCCCUGUCGCCGGUGUCAUCGGCAUCGCCUUCGCCGUCAUGCAGUGGGUGCUCGUGUCGCGGGUGAACCUCUCCCCGGCCGCGGCCGCCAUGGGCGGCAGCAAAAACGGCUACGGCGACUACCUCAUCGAGGAGGAUGAGGACCUCAACGACCACAACAUCGUCGUCAAGUGCGCCGAGAUCCAGAACGCCAUCUCCGAAGGUGACGGAGCAUGGCCUCCUCCCUCCCCCUUCCUUGGCCGGUGCGACCAUCUGCGGCGGGCCUCCCUCUCCCUCCCUGGCCGGUGCGCAGAGCUGCUGCGGCAAGCUGGGUUUGGCCGGCCACGGGGAGGCCGGAGCCACAGGAAUGGCCUGCCGGACAGCGACUACCUCAGGUGGCGGUGGCAGCCGCACGGCUGGACAUUCUCAGGCAGGCCCGGCCCUGAGGGGAUUUAG
Molecule: messenger RNA, 1489 nt
Organism: Panicum virgatum (switchgrass)
Lineage: Eukaryota; Viridiplantae; Streptophyta; Magnoliopsida; Poales; Poaceae
Exons: 2
Coding region: 968-1489 (173 amino acids)
Source: RefSeq, a predicted model, not a curated record